Striga asiatica is the source of this 450-nucleotide messenger RNA. The record is from the annotation of a GenBank genome assembly. NCBI's taxonomy places the organism in Eukaryota, Viridiplantae, Streptophyta, Magnoliopsida, Lamiales, Orobanchaceae.
AUGGAGCCGAGUAUGUGGAGAGAGUUUAAGUCUGGGAUUUGGAAGGGGAGGUCGAAAGGGGCCAAGCAGGAAGGGUCGGCAGGGAGAUGUUCGUCGUCGUUAAGAAGCAAGUACCGCUGCUCGGGCUGUCCAGGGUCUCGUGUGGUGAGCAAGAUUUUGGAGGGGUGGUUUGUGGAGAGGUGCAAGGAACAGAAUUCGGGGCUGGCUAUGAUGGACUUCCACGAUUUGCAUACGGCCCUAAGACGGAGCAAAGCUUGUACCGGCAAUCUCGCCAGGAUUCCAACUAACAGAUCUUCCCUCAGUGUGUGGGUCGUCAAUCAGUGUUCGGUCGAGAAGGACGAGACUCUCUUGGUGAUUGGUAGAAUGGACAGUCCCAAAGGCUCGUUGUUGAGAGAGGGACAAGGGCUCCAAGUCCUUAAACUUGCCAUCCCUUGGAUCAUAUGCCGCUAA